AUGAAAGGUGCUACCCCAGACCGCUCGUUCCCUUGCGUCGUCGCAGAUCAGCACUCUGAAUAUUGCGACAAGUCGUUUCCAACAAUUUGGAAGCACAAUGAGCAUCUAAAAAGAUGUCACUCUCCCGUCUACUGGUGCGAGAAGUGUCUGUACAAGUUCAAUACAUCAUUGCCCGAAGGGAGUCUUGAGCUUAUCAAAGCCGGACACGACAAGAAUGAGUGUAAGGGCAAACCUUCGCCGGACAGCCUCUUGGCCUGGAGUGGUCACUGGAUCAUGGACCAGGACCAGUAUCAUCGCUUCAAAGUCGUGGGCUGGCGACACACUCAUGUUCCCAACCCGAUCUUCAUCAACGGCAAAAAAGAGCCUAAGCCGAUGACAAGCUGGAGAAGAAUUCGCGAAACAAUCUUCCCGGGAUCAUCGAUCGAGCUGAACGCCGAACCUGUGGCACCCGGUCGGACUACUGAAGAUGUCAUAACCAUGGUAGGAGGCAGGCCAUCGGUCAUGCCGCAAGUCCCUGAUGUUCUAGCCCAUGGCACGGAUUUGAGCCAAAGGCUGAUGCCGAUCCCUCCGUCUAUGACCACGGACGCGUCUCAAUUGUCGACCGAAUUCUCUUGGGAGACCAGUUUUCAGACGGACCCUUCAUCGCUCAUGUUGUCUUACUUAGGAGCCGAUGGGCAGCACGAGACUUAUGAUAUCGAACACGAAAUCACUACGGGUCAUGAGGACUCUUUUGAACUGGACCCGGAGGAGUAUCCAGAACAGCAGUCCUGGAACUCUUUGAGUGAUAUUGGUGGCUGGCAAAACCCCCUUCCGUAUCAGGUUCUAAUAGAGGGUAACUCUAGUGACCCGCAAAAAGCGGCUGACCGAGAGUAA
Messenger RNA from Fusarium pseudograminearum CS3096, 873 nucleotides. RefSeq lists its product as uncharacterized. The record is from RefSeq and is a predicted model, not a curated record. NCBI's taxonomy places the organism in Eukaryota, Fungi, Ascomycota, Sordariomycetes, Hypocreales, Nectriaceae. Bases 1 to 873 code for a protein of 290 amino acids. The transcript is spliced from 2 exons.